GGAGAAAUGAAGCGCAGCCUCGAUCUUCAGUGACCUGGAUUGAAGAUCCGGAUUCUGGUGUGUGGAGGCUCCGCUGCAGAUGGAGGCGGGUCAAGGAGGCCAGAUCCUGGAGCACAGACUCGGACUGUGAUCACCACACCUGCUGAAGGUGGAGGAGUAACACCUGUGAGGAACAGCCCCACCUUCAUCCCUCCUCCUCCUCAUGGAGGCUCCAGGUUAGAGGACCACAAGAGUCCUGAGCUCCAAACCGGAAGAGAACCUGAACCAGGCUCAUGGAUCUGAAGAGGGUUUUGUCGUUCCCGCCGUACCCCGGGGAUUACCUCCAUCCUGUGGUGUACGCCUGCACGGCCGUCAUGCUGCUCUGUCUGCUCGUCUCCAUCAUGACAUACAUUGUCCACCACAGAGUGAUUCGUAUCAGCAGGAACGGCUGGCACACACUCCUCAACUUCCUGUUCCACACCGGCCUGACAUUUGGAGUUUUUGCUGGAGGCAUCAAUCAGAUCAACGCACCGCUCGUGUGUCAGAUUGUCGGCAUCGUGCUGCAUUAUGCUUCUCUGUCCACCAUGAUGUGGCUCACAUUCACUGCCAGAAACAUCUGCAAAGAUAUCUCCAAAGACCCCCUCCACAUUCCUGACCGCAACGGACCGGCCCAUACCAAGGCAAAGCCAACCGUCCUCAGGUUUUAUCUGGUCAGUGAUGGAGUCCCGCUCAUCAUUGUCGGAGUCACAGCAGCGUUUGGUUUAGAAAACUAUGGCAGCAGAGAAGAUGCUCUGUACUGCUGGAUGGCGUGGGAGCCCAGUCUGGGAGGUUUUUACGCCCCCGUAGGUCUCCUGGUCUUUGUCAUGUCCGUGUACUUCCUUUGCACCUUCAUCCAGAUCAAACGCCACCCAGAGAGAAAAUACGAGCUGCGAGUUCUGAGCGAGGAGCAGCAGCAGCUCUCAUCCAGCGAGUCCAACCAUAACUGCCACAUCGACACCGGGGCAGCUGCUGGGUCUGCCACAGACUGUCCUACAUUUGCCACAGGUGUGUCCGUUCUAGCCAAUGAGCACUCAUUUACAUCUCAGCUGCGAGCCACGGCCUUCACCCUCUUCCUGUUCAUGGCCACCUGGGCUCUGGGAGCUCUGGCGGUGACUCUGGGACACUUCCUGGACAUGAUCUUCAGCUGUUUGUAUGGAGCUUUCUGUGUGACUAUGGGACUCUUCCUUCUCAUCCAGCACUGUGCCAAACGGGACGACGUGUGGCAUCGCUGGUGGGCCUGCUGUCCAACAAAGUCCAAGACUGAGGAGGUGAGUGUGGACAGACAAAACCAUCUGCAGGAAGUCCACCAGCCUCACUGCCACCUGAGCUCCCCAUGCUCAGGAAAACAGCCACUCCUCUCCCCUCACCUCCUCCAAAGCUCAUACAAGAUGUCCCCGCCUCCACAAAGCCCAACAGCCAAUCAGACGGGUCCCUACUGUGUGUCUGUGCUGGGUCCUGUUAGUCCCACCCUCAUGUCUCCUCUCCCUGAGCCCAUUUCUUUACCCCGUCCACAGUCUCUCUCUGAUGAGCUUCCCCGCCCUGUACUGCCUCUCCAGAGCUGCCUUAGCAACAGAGCAAAGUCCCGCUCCUUCAACAGGCCACGCCCCCACCUGCAGGACUACCGCUCCCACAUGACAUCCACCAGUAUGGAUGGGAGUGGGCACAGUUCUCACCUGGACAGCCCUCAUGCUGUGCCUCACCUGGACAGCUCAUCUCCUGUUCCCAGUAGCCCACAUCCAGACUUCCAGCUGCCUUGUCCAAGUCCUCACAUGGACAAGCAGCUUGCUUCCUGCCACAGCUUACAACGCCAGACCUCGAGCCACAGCGUGCACGACUCACUUGCUUCCUGUCACAGCCACGCCCACAACAUGCAUGAUAGCGUCACUUCCUGUCACAGCCUCCUCCUGCCUUCUCAUGGGAUCCACUCGUGUCAGUGGCACCUGUACAGCUCAGCGGAUCACUCCUCCUCCACCAGCUGCUGUGAGAAACCUGAAGCCUUCACCUUGGAGUACCAGCAGGACUCGGACAUGUUCCCGUCAAACACAGGUGACAAAGAAAAAGAUAGUCUGAGCGUCGAGCCAGAGCACAAAGGUUUUCCACGUAACACUCUGCCCCGACAGCACGGUGCUGUCAGCCGGCGAGGAACCAUCGGCCGAAACCGGAGCCUGCAGGAAGACGGCCUGUUUGGUUCAGACUCGACAGGAAACAUCCGGACUGGUCCCUGGAAAAACGAAACCACUGUAUAGUUCUCAUAUAGGUUUACCUGCCAGACCUACAGCCUGUGAUCCAGUCAAUCCAUGAGUGUUCGGGUCUCCAUGCCUUUAAAUUUGUCCUUAAACCACAGGUGGAGUUCUCUGUGAGGCCUCUUUUCCCUUUAUGAUGAAGUUCUAAGUGUGUUUCUUGUUUCUUACAGAUCCUAAACUGAAGGUUCUGUUGGGUAAGGGUUGAAUAAUACUGUCAAAGUGUAAUCAGGAGUGUGUGGCUCUCUAGUAGUCAGCAGCGUUAUAGAAAGGUCUGUUUGAACUAUCAGGGUGCUUCAUGAGUUUGUGUCUUUGUUAAGCAUAUCUUCUCAGGUUCAGCUUUACCAUCAAGGACAUUCAAAACUGUGGACCUAAACUAAGUAGAAACAGAACCCAACUCAAUGUUUGUACAUUUUUUAUAUGAAGAGGAUCUGAGAUGAGCAGAGACUGGACGAUUAGCAGAACAAUCUGAAUCACAAAAGAAGAGCCCAAAAGAAAGUCCAAACUAAAAGUCAGCAGGUCGAUUGACAGGCUGAGCUCAUCAGUUUUAGAUUCCUCAUUUAUUUUGAUUUGACCUCAAGCGUUAUGGUCACUUGCCUGUCUCUGUUGGGUUCUGUUGAUCUAAAUUGAUAUUACUGGAACAUGUUUGAACUCAUGGCUCAUAAAGGCGUCAGUGAGCAAGCUGUGAGCUGCAGAUCUUUACUCUAGAUUUAUAAUAUAGUCAGUAGCUGUGCUGUCAAUUCUGUUUGAUUAACAUGAAUCCUCCACCACCUUUUAAAUGAGCUGACUGUGUUCAUGCUUUAAGAACAAACCUAAUGUUUGCAGGACGUUUAAACUUUGUGUGAUGAAGCUGUUAGCUUAAGCUGAAGAUAGGGCAUUAAUCAUAAACAUGAUGUUAGCUUAACCUGAUAACAGAUGAUGACGAGGAAGAAGACGAUCAGGCAUUAAUCAUCAACAUGAUGAAGAUGAUCAUUAAUCAUCAACAUGAUGAUUUACAGUUUUAUGCAAAGAGUCAGUGAGGUAUGAUAGAAAGAUGGAUGGAUGAUUGAUGGAUUGAUGGAUGGAUGGAUGGAAGCAUUGAUU
Labrus bergylta (ballan wrasse) is the source of this 3341-nucleotide messenger RNA. NCBI's taxonomy places the organism in Eukaryota, Metazoa, Chordata, Actinopteri, Labriformes, Labridae. The record is from RefSeq and is a predicted model, not a curated record.